Molecule: messenger RNA, 1079 nt
Organism: Zerene cesonia (dogface butterfly)
Lineage: Eukaryota; Metazoa; Arthropoda; Insecta; Lepidoptera; Pieridae
Product: protein PFC0760c-like
Exons: 2
Coding region: 553-909 (118 amino acids)
Source: RefSeq, a predicted model, not a curated record
UAUAUUGCCAGACACAUUAAAGAUCUAUUAUAGGUGCGAGCGAACAUGAAGAAGCAGACACGAAAAUAAUAUACCAUGCGUGUAAUAUCAACUAUCCAGCGAAUAUAGUAAUCCGAAGUGUUGAUACAGACAUUGUUGCUAUAAUGCUUGCUCAUAUGCACCACCUAAAAAAUUAUUCGUUUGUUUGGAUGCUGACGGGAACUGGAAACAACUCAAGAUACGUGGACCUUACAAAGAUACACGCAGAAUUAGGAGAAUCUGUUUGUCAAAGUUUGCCUGGAUUCCACGCAAUAAUAGGGUGCGAUUAUAAUCCUGCAUUAUUUAGGAAAGGAAAAUUGAAACCUUACAAACUAUUGAAAAAAUCUAAUGAAUUCCAGAAAGCUUUCCUUAAGUUCGGUGACAGUGAAUUAAUUGAAAAUAAAGAUGAACAAGAAAACGUCUUUAACAUUAUUCAAAGAUUUAUAUGCGACCUAUACAAUGUUCAUAAUAUCAUUGAUGUUGAUGCGGCUAGACUUCAAAUCUUCAUAGAUUCGUAUACAGUAUCUGAUGUAAAUGAAGCUUUUAAUAGAAAAAAAUUGCGAAAUUUCGACGCUAGCAGUUUACCACCUUGUAAAAGUGAACUAUUACAGCAAUUUUUGCGAGCAAAUUAUAUUUGUAGAUAUUUGGAACAAUGCUCACCUACAAAAUCCAACUUCUUAUGGACCAGAAAAUAAUGGUUGGGUACUGGAAAAUGACCAAUACCAUUUUAAAUGGUUCGAAGGGGAUCAGCUACCAAAUUAUGUCAGUGAUUCUUUAAAAACUUCGUCAGAAAAUGACGACGGAGAAGAUACUGACGAUGACCAAUCCACAGAGAGAAGUAGCAGUGAUGAGGAUGAUGAAGAUAUCGACGAGAACGAUGAAAAUAAUUAAAUAUUUUUUUGAAUUUAAUAACAAUAAUACAUGUUCAAAAUAUUAUUUUUUUACUUUGUAUACAGUGGCUAUAAUUAUAAUUAAACUCCUUUUUGUUUAAUGUUUUACUAUCACAAUAACUAUUCCCUCCUUACAGUAUAAAAAAUUGUUUGCAAAAUUAAAUAUUUAAA